This is a messenger RNA of Peromyscus leucopus (white-footed mouse), 2322 nucleotides long. It is a transcript of the gene Tra2b, whose product is annotated as transformer 2 beta homolog. The record is from RefSeq and is a predicted model, not a curated record. Bases 750 to 1316 code for a protein of 188 amino acids. Gene Ontology annotation, cellular component: spliceosomal complex. Gene Ontology annotation, biological process: positive regulation of mRNA splicing, via spliceosome. NCBI's taxonomy places the organism in Eukaryota, Metazoa, Chordata, Mammalia, Rodentia, Cricetidae. The transcript is spliced from 10 exons. Gene Ontology annotation, molecular function: RNA binding.
CGCGUCACGUCCGCUGGCGUUAGACCGGGGCGGAGGAGGUGCGCAGCGCGUCGGGUCCUGGGUCACCCUCCCAAAGUGCGUCGUCGCGAGAGGCUGCGGCGGGGCCUCUGCUGAGAAGGCAGGAGCUUGACAGCUUCCGUCCAGGCCAGGAGCGGGGACAGCCAUCCGGAGCCAUGAGCGACAGCGGCGAGCAGAACUACGGCGAACGGGUUAAUGUUGAAGAAGGAAAAUGCGGAAGUCGUCAUUUGACAAGUUUUAUAAAUGAGUAUUUGAAGCUCAGGAAUAAGUGAAGCUGAAAUUUGAAAAAAUAAAAGAAAGAAUGCAUGCUAUUUAUCAGACCAGAAGUCCCACUUGUAGAAUAUUGAGCAAUUUGUGUGAAGUGGGGAAGAUGAAAGAAGUCAGAAUUUGAAACGGAAGAAUGAAGAAAAGAAAUAAAAAUGAAGUUAAGAUAAGAAGUAAUCUGGAAUCAGAAAGCACUACGCUAAGAAUCCCGUUCUGCUUCCAGAAGUGGAAGUGCUCAUGGAUCGGGGAAAUCUGCACGGCAUACCCCUGCAAGAUCUCGCUCCAAGGAAGAUUCAAGGCGUUCUAGAUCAAAGUCAAGGUCCAGAUCUGAAUCCAGGUCCAGAUCCAGAAGAAGUUCUAGAAGGCAUUAUACAAGGUCACGAUCUCGAUCCCGCUCCCAUAGACGAUCCCGGAGCAGGUCUUACAGCCGAGAUUAUCGCAGACGGCACAGCCACAGCCAUUCUCCCAUGUCCACUCGAAGGCGUCAUGUUGGGAACCGGGCAAAUCCUGACCCCAACUGUUGUCUUGGAGUAUUUGGAUUGAGCUUGUACACCACGGAAAGAGACCUAAGAGAAGUGUUCUCUAAAUAUGGCCCCAUUGCUGAUGUGUCUAUUGUGUAUGACCAACAGUCUAGACGUUCAAGAGGAUUUGCCUUUGUAUAUUUUGAAAAUGUAGAUGAUGCCAAGGAAGCUAAAGAACGUGCCAAUGGAAUGGAGCUUGAUGGACGCCGAAUUAGGGUGGAUUUCUCUAUAACAAAAAGGCCCCAUACCCCAACACCAGGAAUUUACAUGGGGAGACCCACUUAUGGCAGCUCACGCCGCCGAGAUUAUUAUGACAGAGGAUAUGAUCGGGGUUAUGAUGAUCGGGACUAUUACAGCAGAUCAUACAGAGGAGGUGGUGGAGGAGGUGGUGGAUGGAGAGCUGCUCAAGACAGGGAUCAGAUUUACAGAAGGCGGUCACCUUCUCCUUACUACAGUCGUGGAGGAUACAGAUCUCGGUCCAGAUCACGAUCAUACUCACCUCGUCGCUAUUAAAGCAUGAAGUUGAAGACUUUCUGAAAGCUGCCAUAGAGCUGGGAUAUUGUUUGUGGACAAUAUUUUCUAUUGUCUCCUGUUUAAAAAGUGAACAGUGCCUAGUGAAGUUAGGUGACUUUUACACCUUUUAUGAUGACUACUUUUGGUGGAGUUGACAUGCUGUUUUCAUUCUGCGUUUGUGUAGUUCGGUGCUUUGUUCAAAGUUAAGUGUUUUCAGAAAAGUAUGUUUUGCAUGUAUUUUUUUACAGUCCAAAUUUUGACUGCUGAGAAGUUUCUAUUGUACAAAACUUCAUUUAAAAGGUUUUUCUACUGAAUCCAGGGUAUUCUGAAGAUCGAAGCCUGUGUGUAAAAUGCUACCAAAUGGCAAAAAGCAACAAUAAACAAGUUUGAUUUUUACUUUUCUUUCUAAAUAUCAAUGCUUAACCAGAACCAUUCUUAAGUUACCAGUAAAAUAUUUUAAAAUAAAAAAUACUCAAAUUUCUUUCAGGAGUCCAUGAAACUUGCCAUAUUCAAUAUACUUGCAACUAAGUGUUAAAUACGCUGUAACUCUGUGCUGCUAGUAUUAGAAGAUAAAUCUUUCCAUACAGCAAAUGCUUAAUGCUUACAUUGAUGUGGAUUCAUCAGCCUUUAUGUAAUCUGUAUUAUAGAUAGCAGGGAAUAAGAGAUACAGAUACAAGUCUUUAAAGGCUGUUUCUUAAGGCUGUUACAGAGAGAUAAUGGUAUUUCAACUAGUUAUCAACAAGUGACGACAAUACAUUCCACCACAAAUGUACUCUUGUUCUUCUAGCUUUUAGACUAUAUGAAAAUACUGGGUGCUUCAAGGUAUGGAAUGAGAGAAGGGUUCACCACACCUGUGUCAUGGAUGAACUGAAGACUGCCUGUUCAUUUUUUAAAUAUUAUUUUCAGGUCCUUUGCUUACCAAAGGAGGCCCAAUUCACUCAAAUGUUUUGAGAACUGUUUAAAUAAAGGCAAAGAGAAAACUUGCUAAUGCAACUUGGUUUACAAA